AUGGAAGAAGCCUACAACAACGCUUCUAAACACAUAGCUGUACUUGCCUUCCCCUUCGGCACACGUGCUGCUCCUCUUCUCAACAUCAUCCUUCAGCUAUCCGACGCAUGCCCCGACAAGGUGUUUUCCUUCCUUAGCACCCGACGAUCGAACGGUUCGCCGUUUCCGAAGAAGCUAGACAAUGUUAAGCCUUUCGACGUGCGGGAUGGACUGCCCGAGGGGUGUAUGUUUAAGGAUGAUCCUAAUGAGCCCGUAGAAUGUUUCCUUAAGGCGGUACCGGGGAAUUUCACGGUGGUUUUGGAUGAAGUUGUGGCCGAAACUGGUAAGCCAAUUGAUUGUUUGAUAACGGAUGCAAUUUAUGCGUUCGGAGCUGAUAUCGCAGAUGAAUUGAACGUCCCUUGGGUGGCGAUUUGGACCGGUGGCUGCAGAGCUCUCUUUGUUCAUGUCGAGAUAGAUUUUAUUCGUGAGUAUGUAGGAAUUAAUGGUCCACAAGACAAGUCACUUAAAUUUUUCCCUGAUUUUUCUCAUAUACGUGCUGCCGACUUACCCUGUGGAAUAACCACCGGCGAUUUCAAUGCUGCCGUACCAGCAAUGCUGCAAAAGAUGGGACUGGAACUGCCACGUGCCACUGCAAUCGCCGUAAAUUCAUACGAAGACUUGGAUAGCAAAGUUGUCAACAUUCUUAAACAAAGAUUCGACAUGUAUCUCAGUAUCGGUCCCUUCAAUCUAGUAUCAGUCUCCGACUCGCACGGCUGCUUGGACUGGCUGAGCCAGCACGAUCUGGAAUCGGUGGCGUACAUCAGCUUCGGAAGCGCGACAACGCCACCGCCCCAGGAGCUGCAAGCAUUAUGUGAAGCCCUGGAGGAAAGUGAGUUCCCAUUUCUUUGGUCUUUUAGAGGAAACUCUGAGAAACAAUUGCCAUCAGGGUUCCUCGAAAGAACGAGCUCAAAAGGGAAGAUAGUUCCACGGGCUCCUCAGCAGAAAAUAUUGGAACAUCCGUCGGUCGGGGUAUUCGUAAGUCACGGUGGAUGGAAUUCGGUCCUGGAAAGUAUCAUGGGCGGUGUGCCUAUGAUUUUAAGGCCGUUUUCGGGAGACCAAGGAUUGAACACUCGAACCGUGGAGGCUGUAUGGGGAUUCGGUUUGGGGUUAGAGGGAGGAACAAUGACGAAAGAAGGAGCAAUGAAAGCGUUGAAGUUGACACUGAUCAGCCAACAAGGGAAGCAGAUGAGAGACAAAAUUGGACUACAGAAAGAGCUGGCUUACAAUGCUGUGAAAAGCAGAGGUAGUUCGGUUGAGAAUUUCAAAACACCGGUAAAAGUUGUGAACAAACACCAAUUUAAUUGA
This is a messenger RNA of Hibiscus syriacus, 1344 nucleotides long. RefSeq names its product flavonoid 3-O-glucosyltransferase-like. The transcript has 2 exons. Bases 1 to 1344 code for a protein of 447 amino acids. The record is from RefSeq and is a predicted model, not a curated record. Gene Ontology annotation, molecular function: UDP-glycosyltransferase activity. NCBI's taxonomy places the organism in Eukaryota, Viridiplantae, Streptophyta, Magnoliopsida, Malvales, Malvaceae.